Aspergillus ibericus CBS 121593 is the source of this 1555-nucleotide messenger RNA. Its product is annotated as sugar phosphate isomerase/epimerase family protein. The transcript has a single exon. Bases 476 to 1555 code for a protein of 359 amino acids. The record is from RefSeq and is a predicted model, not a curated record. NCBI's taxonomy places the organism in Eukaryota, Fungi, Ascomycota, Eurotiomycetes, Eurotiales, Aspergillaceae.
AAAAUUAACUGGAAAAGCGCUUUCCCGCGACGCCCCAUCAUCCAUUUUCCCCAUCCCCGAUCCACCCAUCCAUUUUCCCCCGACAAGGAAAUUACGACAACCCUAACUAGUAAAUACCAUUCAAGUAGUGGCAAUUCCCUCCCAGAAGCAAAGAAAGUACAUUGUUUGAUCAGAUAAUUGCUUUUGCGGAAGUGAUCCGGAUUGCUUGACUUGUGAUAUUGAUUGAUCCUUCGGUUUGAUUGAUCUCACCGAAGAAGUAUUUGGGUACGAUCGGCUAGAUACGGGUUGAUUCGCUAUCUCUAUCCUUUAUUGGGAAUAUACUUUCGAUUCGAUUGUCGAGAUAGAAAAGUACGAGAUAGACUUCGAUCGAUCGAUCGGUUGUUGUUUGCUUUUGCUUGCUUCGUUAUAUAUCACCACACCACCGCCACCACUUCCCAACCUCAAAGCAAGACCAGAAAUACCAAGAAAAAACAUCAUGCCCAACCGUCUCGGCAUCGCCUCCAUGUCCCUGGGCCGUCCCGGCAUCCACUCCCUCCCCUACAAGCUCCGCGUCGCCGCGCAAUACGGCUACACCGGCAUCGAGCUCUUCUUUGACGACCUCGACCACUACGCCCGGAGCCACUUCUCAGGCAACCACAUCAGCGCCGCGCACGCCAUCGCCCAACUCUGCGCCUCCCUCCAUCUCACCAUCAUCUGUCUCCAACCGUUCUCGUUCUUCGAGGGCCUCACCGACCGCACACAAACCGAGUUCCUCCUCACCGAGAAACUCCCUAAAUGGUUCACACUCGCUCGGAUCCUCGGCACGGAUAUGAUCCAGGUGCCGUCGAAUUUUGCCCCCGAGAAUGAAACCACCGGGGAUCGGGAUGUGAUUGUGGGGGACUUGCAACGGCUCGCGGAUCUGGGAGCCAAGGAGUCCCCCCCGUUUCGGUUCGUGUAUGAGGCGUUGGCGUGGGGGACGCGGGUGAGUUUAUGGGAUGAGGCGUAUGAGAUUGUGUGUAAGGUGGAUCGGACAAAUUUUGGGAUCUGUUUGGAUACGUUUAAUUUGGCGGGACGGGUGUAUGCGGAUCCGGGGAGGGCGGAUGGGAUGGUGGUGGGGGCGGAGGAGGCGUUGAGGGAGUCGUUGAGGAAGUUGAGGGAGACGGUGGAUGUGAAGAAGGUGUUUUAUGUGCAGGUCGUGGAUGGGGAGAGGUUGGAGAGGCCGUUGGAUGAGGAGCAUGAGUUUCAUGUGCCGGGCCAGCCGGUGCGGAUGAAUUGGUCGAGGAAUGCGAGGUUGUUUGCGUUUGAGGAGGAGAGGGGGGGUUAUUUGCCCAUUGAGGAGACCGCGAGGGCGUUCUUUGAUACCGGGUUUGAGGGGUGGGUGAGUUUGGAGCUGUUUUCGAGGACCCUGGCGGAGGAGGGGAGGGGGGUUGUUGUUGAGCAUGCGAGGAGAGGGUUGGAGUCGUGGAAGGAGUUGGUGAGGAGGUUGCAGUUUGUUGAGGCGUAUCCGCCGGUGGAUUUUGUGGUCAAGGAGGUGGUGGAGGAGAGGGAGGUGGGGUUGGUGCAGGGGAGGUUGUAG